Messenger RNA from Mustela erminea (ermine), 1448 nucleotides. Its product is annotated as ribonuclease P protein subunit p29. Bases 223 to 1002 code for a protein of 259 amino acids. Gene Ontology annotation, cellular component: ribonuclease MRP complex; ribonuclease P complex. NCBI's taxonomy places the organism in Eukaryota, Metazoa, Chordata, Mammalia, Carnivora, Mustelidae. Gene Ontology annotation, molecular function: ribonuclease P RNA binding. The transcript has 8 exons. Gene Ontology annotation, biological process: tRNA 5'-leader removal; rRNA processing. The record is from RefSeq and is a predicted model, not a curated record.
CGUCACAGAAGACGCCACCGCGCGCACGCGACUCCAGGUAAGAGUUGCAGCGUCUCAGUCUGGCGACUUAGCGUGGCGCGCGAGCUCGGGCACAAUACCUCCCUCCAGCCCAAACUUUAACGAGAGUUUUGAUGGCCGAGGGCUGCUGAGAAAAGUGAAGAGAGGUAAAGAGAGGGUCGCCCGCAGGAAACGUCAUCAGAACGCACCGGAAGCGGCUGGAGGAUGAAGAGUGUGAUCUACCAUGCCUUUUCUCAGAAAGAGGCCAAAGAGCUCGACGUUCAGCUUCCAGGAGCCCAGCAGGCCGAGGCCUUCGUGAGGGCCUUCCUGAAGCGCAGCACACCCCACAUGAGCCAGCAAGCCCGCGAGGACCAGCUGCAACGCAAGGCUGUGGUCCUGGAGUACGCCACUCGCCGGAAGCGCAAGGAGAAGAGAAAGAAAUCCAAGGGCCUCUCUGCCAGGCAGAGGAGGGAGCUGCACCUCUUUGACAUUAAGCCAGAGCAGCAGAGAUACAGUCUUUUUCUCCCUCUACAUGAACUCUGGAAGCAGUACAUCCGGGACCUGUGCGGUGGUCUCAAGCCAGACACGCAGCCGCACGUGAUCCAGACCAAGCUGUUGAAGGCGGAUCUUCACGGGGCUCUCGUUUCAGAUCCCAUCGCUGAGACUUGGGCCCAUCCCAGCAACCUGUGGAUCUUGGUGGUGCUGGACACACAUGUGACCUCUUGGCUCCAGAGUCCUUCCCAAGACCCCUGUGGCUGCAGACCCCCCAAAGGACAUCUUGUCAGAACAGCCCAAACGCUCCAGAGCCAUAGUCACAAAGUCCAAAUGCCCGUCCUAUGUGGGUGUUACAGGAAUUCUUCUACAGGAAACAAAGCACGUUUUCAAAAUCCUCACCAAAGAAGACCGCCUGAAAGUUAUCCCCAAGCUAAACUCUGUGUUCGCAGUGGAAAUCGAUGGCUUCAUCUCCUACAUUUAUGGAAGCAAAUUCCAGCUUCGGUCAAGUGAGCGAUCUGCCAAGAAAUUCAAAGCAAAGGGAACAGCUGACCUGUAGCUCUCUGCUGCGGAGACGGCUGUUUGGGACCCCAAAGACCGGGGACACCUGUGUGCCCGCCUUUCAGCAGAGACACGGCUGGGCUGGUUCUGGUUCUAGAUCACCCCCAGCCCGUUAACACCGGAGUUAAUAAUAGUUUCAUCAUCCGGGAAGAAAUGCGCCUAACUGAGCAAAGUCAGGGAACGGAGGAGUGUCUGUUUCUAGGUGACGACCGGUGUGCAUUGCUCCCACUGAGGAAGUCGCUGCCUUCCCCGUGAAGUGGCUCAUUAUUCCGCCCAUCCGAAUGUGCCACACCAGGCACAGCCUGAUGCUACGGUUCCCUAAUCCACCUGCUCCUGCCCACCCCCCUGUAGGGAAAUGGUGGCCAACGUGUAAAUAUACAACUGCUUCCAGAACCAUU